UCUGUGGGGCCGGGAGUGGCUGGGGUUCUCACCGUCCGCCGGGUGUGUGGAGUGUGAGGCUCGCACGGUCCCGGCUGCCCCGCGUCUCGCCGGAGCCGGAAAGGGCACGGGUCCGGGGCGAGGGCCGGCCGGGCGUGUUUGAUGGCUUCACUGAGAAGAGUCAAAGUGCUGCUGGUGUUGAACUUGAUAGCGGUGGCCGGCUUCGUGCUCUUUCUGGCCAAGUGCCGGCCCAUUGCUGUGCGCAGCGGAGAUGCGUUCCACGAGAUUCGGCCGCGCGCCGAGGCGACCAACCUCAGCGCGCACGGCGCCAGCCCCAUCCAGGACGCGGUCCUGAAGCGCCUCUCGCUGCUGGAGGAUAUCGUCUACCGGCAACUGAAUGGCUUAUCCAAAUCCCUUGGGCUCAUUGAAGGUUAUGGUGGGCGGGGCAAAGGGGGCCUUCCUGCUACCCUUUCCCCAGCUGAAGAGGAAAAAGCCAAGGGACCCCAUGAGAAGUAUGGCUACAAUUCCUACCUCAGUGAAAAAAUCUCGCUGGAUCGUUCCAUUCCGGAUUAUCGUCCCACCAAGUGUAAGGAGCUGAAGUACUCCAAGGAGCUGCCCCAGAUCUCCAUCAUUUUUAUCUUCGUGAACGAGGCCCUGUCGGUGAUCCUGCGGUCGGUCCACAGCGCGGUCAACCACACGCCCACACACCUGCUGAAGGAGAUCAUCCUGGUGGAUGACAACAGCGACGAAGAGGAGCUGAAGGCCCCCUUAGAGGAGUACGUCCACAAACGCUACCCGGGGCUGGUGAAGGUGGUGCGCAAUCAAAAACGGGAGGGCCUGAUCCGAGCGCGCAUUGAAGGCUGGAAGGCGGCCACCGGCCAGGUCACUGGCUUCUUUGAUGCCCACGUGGAAUUCACUGCUGGCUGGGCUGAGCCGGUUCUCUCCCGAAUCCAGGAGAACCGGAAGCGGGUGAUCCUCCCGUCCAUCGACAACAUCAAGCAGGACACCUUUGAGGUGCAGCGGUACGAGAACUCGGCCCACGGGUACAGCUGGGAGCUGUGGUGCAUGUACAUCAGCCCCCCGAAAGACUGGUGGGACGCCGGAGACCCUUCUCUCCCCAUCAGCCGGGGGCAGAAGGAUGCACACAGAUCACAGGUGUACAUCUGGACACUUCAUCCAUGCAUCUCUUCUGGACCGAGGUGGCAUCAUCUCUCUAUCCCAUCCCUGGGGGCCUCAGAGGCUCUGACACCAGCAAUGAUUGGCUGUUCCUUCGUAGUCAACAGGAAGUUCUUUGGUGAAAUCGGUCUCCUGGACCCCGGGAUGGAUGUGUAUGGAGGAGAAAACAUCGAACUUGGAAUCAAGGUAUGGCUCUGCGGGGGCAGCAUGGAGGUCCUGCCUUGCUCACGGGUGGCCCACAUCGAGCGGAAGAAGAAGCCAUACAAUAGCAACAUCGGCUUCUACACCAAGAGGAAUGCUCUCCGGGUGGCUGAGGUCUGGAUGGACGAUUACAAGUCUCAUGUGUACAUAGCGUGGAACCUUCCACUGGAGAACCCAGGAAUCGACAUAGGUGACGUCUCUGAAAGGAGAGCCUUAAGGAAAAGUUUAAAGUGUAAGAAUUUCCAGUGGUACCUGGACCACGUUUACCCAGAAAUGAGAAGAUACAAUAACACCAUUGCAUACGGGGAGCUUCGCAACAACAAGGCAAAAGAUGUCUGCUUGGACCAGGGGCCGCUGGAGAACCACACAGCAAUACUGUACCCAUGCCACGGCUGGGGACCCCAGCUGGCCCGCUACACCAAGGAAGGCUUUCUGCACUUGGGAGCCCUGGGGACCACCACGCUCCUCCCCGACACCCGCUGCCUGGUAGACAACUCCAAGAGUCGGUUGCCCCAGCUGCUUGACUGCGACAAGGUCAAGAGCAGCCUGUACAAGAGGUGGAACUUCAUCCAGAAUGGAGCCAUUAUGAAUAAGGGCACUGGGCGUUGCCUGGAGGUGGAGAACCGUGGCCUGGCUGGCAUUGACCUCAUCCUCCGCAGCUGCACGGGACAGAGGUGGACGAUUAAGAAUUCCAUCAAAUAGUGGGGAGGAGCUGGGGACCUGGAGACUGGCCCCCAGGGCAGGGUCUGCCCGUGCUCUGGACCAGCUACGCUGGUGGAGAAACAGCUGGGAGCCAGCAGGUGCUCGUGGGCUUCUCCAGGGCAGCAUGGCGGGGCGGGGCAGGUGGGGGGAGCAGGGGGCCAGAUGGAGACGCCGUGUCCACCUCAGGCACUCAGCUCCUGCACCCUGGGGAAGCGCCCCGCCCCCACCCUUCUCUGGGAACCCAGGCGCUGUGUCUUCUGCAGCCCAGAUGUGGACCUGGCACCGAGGAGUGAAGCACCCACAUCUCUGUCGUCACCUUCCCACCCGCUAUCAGGACUGGACUGGCAGGGCCUCUCCUCUUUCUCAUCUCUUACAGCAGCAGCUUCGAAUUCCACCCCAGCCCUCAAUAAAGUGGGGGAGGAGCUCAGCCACAUCCUAGUUCUCCCUGCUCAGAGGAGGCAGUGAGGCCUCAAGACUCAGUUUCCCCCGAGGUUGCUUCUGCCCAGAUGUCCUCUCACAACCAAGGCAGCCUCCAGCCCAAACCUGUCCAUUAGGUGGCACUGGGGGCCACAGCUCUGGAUUUUUCUGGUCCCUCGCCCCCUCUCCCCCCGAUGGCCUGGAGCUGACACUUCCAUGGUCGCCUGUGCAUUCACUAGGCUCCUAUGUUCCUGGGCCAGCUCUUCUGCCUGUGUCUGGAGAGCUGAGACAGGAAUCGGCUGAGCACACAGAGUAGGCUGAGCUGUGAGGGACCCAGGCUGGAGCCAGGCCAGUGCCGCUUCGCCUGCCCAGGGAACAGGGAGCCCUGACUCAGAGGCUGCUGCAGGGGGAGCAGGGAGGGGACUGGAGCUUACGGACUGGAGCCAGCACAGCAAAGGGGGCCAGGACCCUGGGGUCUGCUCUGUGCUCAUCUCAUUUCAGCCCACACUCUACUGGCUGACGGGGGAGAAGGCAGUCGAUUCCUCUCUGAAGAGUAAUAAUUUUUUCGAUUGCCCUCUGGUUAGGGUGCACUUAUAAAUCAGAGUUAAUAUAUGGACGUGUGUGCAUGCGUAUGAGUAUGUGUGCCUGUGUGGUGCGCGUGGCAGGGCGUGUGCAGCUGCAUGUGCGUGUGUGCAUGUGUGACGCCACGUGGCCUGUGCGUCUGGGUGCGUGUGAGUGUGGUAGAGCAGACGUAGAAGUAUGGCUUUGGGCUUGCGCUUCAUCGCUCACCUGGAUCAGGACAAGGCUGCUGAGAAGCUUGGGGGGUGGGGGUGGCCACACAUGUGGCCAGAAGGAUGUGGCUCAGCCUUGCCCAUGUGGUGCCCAGACAGAAGAAGGCUGUCCUUCUGCCAGUUCCCAUCCCUCUCCCUCAUGCUGUCCCCAAAGGUCAAGCCCUGCCCAGAACCAAACCCUGUAGUUGUCCAGUUUAGGGUUCAUAUGUCUCAUUUGGUGGCAUCUUGUUGGUGGUCAGCCCACUCCAUCUCCCCCUUGUGAAAUAAAUACAUGUGAGCACUUCCCAAA
Myotis myotis is the source of this 3555-nucleotide messenger RNA. It is a transcript of the gene GALNT17, whose product is annotated as polypeptide N-acetylgalactosaminyltransferase 17. The record is from RefSeq and is a predicted model, not a curated record. Lineage: Eukaryota; Metazoa; Chordata; Mammalia; Chiroptera; Vespertilionidae. The transcript is spliced from 12 exons. The coding region runs from base 142 to 2058 and encodes 638 amino acids. Gene Ontology annotation, cellular component: Golgi apparatus.